AUGUCUUCAGCCGCGUCAACAUCUGCCCCAGUGGCUCACAAUGCCGUACCGCCUCCAGCUGCAUCGGCUGCCGGUCGGUCAUCGCGAAUCGCUCCCCAUUCGCACAUAAAAGGGCUUGGACUCACCGCCGACGGAAUUGCCAAUCCAGAUGGUGCUGGUUUUGUCGGGCAAAUAAACGCGCGUGAGGCGUGUGGAGUUAUCGUCGACCUGAUAAAGUCGCGCAAGUUUUCUGGACGCGCUUUGCUGCUUGUUGGUGCCCCAGGGACAGGCAAGACUGCUCUGGCACUGGCCGUUUCACAGGAACUUGGCUCGAAAGUCCCAUUCUGUCCCAUUGUAGGGUCCGAGGUGUAUAGCACGGAAGUCAAGAAGACGGAGGUGCUUGCAGAAGCCUUUCGACGAGCAAUUGGACUUAGGAUAAAAGAGACGAAGGAAAUUUAUGAGGGUGAAGUAACGGAACUGACCCCAACUGAAUCCGAAAAUCCGCUCAGCGGAUAUGGAAAGACUGUCUCGCAUGUGGUCAUUGGUUUAAAAACAGUCAAGGGUACCAAACAGUUGAGAAUGGAUCCUACUGUGUACGAAGCGAUCCUCAAGGAGAAGAUUGUGGUUGGCGAUGUGAUUUAUGUCGAGCACCAAACUGGUGCUGUAAAGCGUGUCGGACGUUCUGACGCGUACGCAUCGGCCUACGAUUUGGAGUCUGAAACCUAUGUGCCUCUUCCCAAAGGAGACGUGCAUAAACGAAAAGAGCUCGUCCAAGAUGUGACUUUGGGUGAUCUUGACGCUGCCAACGCACGCCCUCAGGGCGGACAAGACAUCAUGAGUGUCAUGGGGAGCUUAGUGAAAAGUGGAAGGACGGAAAUUACGGACAAGUUACGAAGGGAGGUCAACAAGGUUGUGCAAGGUUACGUGGACCAGGGUGUUGCUGAGGUCGUUCCUGGAGUCGUGUUCAUAGAUGAGGUCCACAUGCUUGAUAUCGAAUGCUUCACCUAUCUCAACGCGCUAUUGGAAUCUCCGAUGGCACCAACAGUUAUUCUGGCAACGAACCGAGGAAACUCGCUCGUAAGAGGCACCUCGGACAUCGUUUCUCCCCAUGGUAUUCCUGUCGACCUACUGGAUCGGUGUAUGAUCGUCAAAACAGACACUUACACUAGAGACCAAAUUGGCAGGGUAGUACAGCUCCGUGCCAAUGUUGAAGGACUUCGGCUCGGUGAAGGUGUACUUGAGCGGUUGGCUGGGGAGGGAGAAAAGGCAUCAUUGAGAUAUGCGUUACAACUUCUGACUCCUGCUUCGAUUCUUGCGCGCCUUGGUGGACGAACGCAGAUCGAAGUAGAAGACAUUGGGGAGAUGAAUGAGCUGUUUUUAGACGCAAAAACGUCGGCGGGAAUGAUUGAGGAAAACGGAGGAUUUCUUGGUGGAAGGUAG
Mycena indigotica is the source of this 1419-nucleotide messenger RNA. RefSeq names its product DNA helicase. Gene Ontology annotation, cellular component: NuA4 histone acetyltransferase complex; Ino80 complex; R2TP complex. The transcript has 7 exons. NCBI's taxonomy places the organism in Eukaryota, Fungi, Basidiomycota, Agaricomycetes, Agaricales, Mycenaceae. The record is from RefSeq and is a predicted model, not a curated record. Bases 1 to 1419 code for a protein of 472 amino acids. Gene Ontology annotation, molecular function: ATP hydrolysis activity; DNA helicase activity; ATP binding. Gene Ontology annotation, biological process: regulation of transcription by RNA polymerase II; box C/D snoRNP assembly; chromatin remodeling.